Messenger RNA from Nelumbo nucifera (sacred lotus), 838 nucleotides. Its product is annotated as transcription initiation factor IIA subunit 2. Gene Ontology annotation, cellular component: transcription factor TFIIA complex. Gene Ontology annotation, biological process: transcription initiation at RNA polymerase II promoter. NCBI's taxonomy places the organism in Eukaryota, Viridiplantae, Streptophyta, Magnoliopsida, Proteales, Nelumbonaceae. The record is from RefSeq and is a predicted model, not a curated record.
AGAGGUAUAAAAACCUAAUGUAACAUUCGAACACCGGAAAAGGAGAAGCUUACUGUCUGUUUCUUCAUCUUCGUCUACGUCAGACAUCAAAGCCGACGACUUCCCCGUUGUAUUCGCCCGAAAGUCCCUGAAUUUUUCUAUCGUUGAACAACUUGGAGCUCCUAAUUUGUAUUUGAUGGUUCUGUUUGCAAGAACCUGACAUAUAAGAGGGAGCAAUGGCAACUUUUGAACUGUACCGGAGGUCGACUAUCGGCAUGUGUUUGACGGAGACAUUGGACGAGAUGGUCUCGAAUGGGACUCUCAGUCCGGAGCUGGCGAUACAAGUUCUCGUUCAAUUUGACAAGUCGAUGACAGAAGCCCUGGAAACUCAAGUGAAGAGCAAGGUUUCUUUAAAGGGACAUUUGCAUACCUACAGAUUCUGUGACAACGUGUGGACCUUCAUCCUACAGGAUGCAACAUUCAAGAGUGAGGAAUGCCAGGAGAAUGUUGGUAGGGUGAAAAUAGUUGCAUGUGACUCAAAGCUGCUCUCGCAAUGAGAUGCCAUGCUCCCUCGUUAAAUUCUCCGCACAGAGGGCUUGAGAAAUGGUCCUAGGGAGGAGAGUGGAAGGUACCCCUCUCCCCCCCAAACCUCACACACACGCUCACUUGCAGGGAGACCUUUACAGAACAAUUGAGAUUACAAAAGAAGAGACAUCACCUUUGCAUUGAGAAGAACAAUUAUUACUGAUGAGAUUUACUAAUUAUGUUGCUAGCAAAAAGGUUUCUCCUUUUUUCUGCUGAUGGAUUGUUGCAAUUGCGAACCAUUGUGGAGAAAUCAGCGAAGGUGUGUUAUUCGGAA